AUGUCGGCGCCCUCGGGCGUGUCCAUUGCUGCAGCGCCGGCCAAACCUGAGGCGGCGGCAUCCUCAUCCUCGACGCCAUCGGCGUCAGCCGCUUCUCGUCCGACCAGCUUGCCGAUCCAGCGUGCACCUUCCUCGGGCGGCGCGACGGCUUCAGCCUCGCCGGCGCCGCAAGCGUCUGCAGCAACCGCCACCAACGACAAGAAGCGGAAGGCCCAUCCGACAGCGGCAUCUGGAGCCGCAAAAGCAGGCGAUGACGCCGCAUCCUCCUCUGCAUCGGCGAAUGUUGCCGCUCCGGCACCUGUUCCUGUUCCACGGCCCAGAGAGGCUAAGCGUACCCGAGUCCACUUUUCACGCGUACCGCAUCUGUGUCGACCCUUCUUGAACGGCGUCGAAGACCCCAACGCUAACUCGGACGUGCACGCACGUCUCGCCACCAUUGAGGGUAUGCUCACUCGCCUGGUGUCUGUGAUUCCUCAAGCACUGGCUUCCAGAGCACCGGCAGACCACUCCUCGCCGGAUGUCUCGUCGAUCGCAACUCAAGGCGAAGAUGUUUUCCAUCCUCAAUCAGCACCGCAACCCACUGCUGAACCGCCUCGUCAAGUCUUUCCCCACAAGCCGCCUCCAUCCGGCCUCUUCCCCGCAAACCUGUCUACCUCCACCCCUGUUGGGCGAUCAGGGUUCGGCUGGGGCCUGCGAGAAGGUCGCAUGAUCUCGCUCAGUGUUGAGGACAACGCCGAGCUUCGGGACCUUCUUCUGACUCUUAGGGAGAGUGGCAUCACGAAGAACCAUCUUGAAUGGCUCAUUGCAGGCGUUCCGGGGCGUCGCAUGGCCGACGCUUUGGUCGAGCUGUACUUCAGGGACAUCGACUGGACUCGUUACAAGAUGAACCGACCUGCCUUUGAGCGCCGAUACGUUGCCUUCUUCGACUCCAUUGGACGCAAUCCCACCAGUCCGAAGAUCGAUGCCGAUACCAUCAAGUGGCUGCCUUUGAUGUUCAUUGUGCUUGCGAUUGCCGUAUUGUCUGCUGGACCGGAUAUCGUGCCAGCCGAUGAGCAGCAAGGCUGGUCGAGGCGAUUCUACGGAUCGGCGCGCAGUGGCUUGGAAUACGCCAAGGCGCUGCAACGUGAUAACCUGGAAGUCCUUUUCGCGGGGCUGCUGGCGUCACGAUACAUGCUGCUCACCCGCCGUCCUGCCGAGGGUUCUACGCCCCUUACGACAGCCUUCCAACUCGGCCUUUACCGUGAUGGUACGGUGCUCAAUAUGACGGACAAGCGCGAGAUGGAGGUCCGUCGUCGUGCCUGGGCGAUGCUUUAUCACCUCGACCGAACCAUUUCGCUCCUCGUUGGUCGACCCGCUUCGAUCUCGGAUGCGCAUACCGACGCGCGCCCACCGGCUAAUCUUGACGACGAGGAGAUUGAAAGCGGUGAUUUCGACCCGGCCGGCCACCCCAUGACCAAGCCAACCCAGUACACUUACGUGAUCGUGCGCCACAAGCUGGCCGAGAUUAUGGGUCGCAUCGCGUACCACACUUUCACUAUCCAGAUGCCGGACUAUCAAACCGUCCUGGCUCUGGACAAGGAGCUGCUGGCCUGGCGAGAUUCACUCCCUUCCUUCCUUGCGAUGAUCAACCCCGAUACCAGCCUCGACGCAAGCCACCCGUACCUCUUUGUUCAACGCCACCUUCUUGCAUGCGAGUGGUACUACACUCGUAUCACCCUCAAUCGCCCGUACCUGCUGCGACGGAAACCGCAAGACGGACGUUACGCGUACUCGCGGAAUGCGGCUAUUGAAUCUGCACGUGCCGACCUGCUGUCUCGUCGCGCCUUCAUGCUGGAGAAGGGUGACCUGAUCAUUAAUUCCGGCGGAUACCGUGUGCUCAACUCGUACAUGGUUCUGGGUGUGACCAUCAAGCUGGACCCUGACUCGCCCCAGGCAGACGAGCUCCGUCACUUGCUCAACGUGGUAUCCGGUCGUGCCCGCGAUGAGCAGGGACGUCUUUCUGAACCCAUUGUCAAGGAGGAGCUGGCCAUCGUUGAGUUCCUCACCGCGAAGAACCCUACAAAGGCUGCCCCUUCCACUGCCAACGGGGCAGCUCAGAAGCAGCGUGCUGCCAACGGCGAAGGCAGUGAUGAGAACACGCCCGUCGACCUUCUUCUUGGAUUGGCAAAGACCAAUUCCGGUCGCCGUGCGGCCGAGGAGGAGCGACGUCAACUCCGACUUCAGCAGCGCCGCGAGAUGGAGGAGCAGCGUAUGGCUCAGCGCAGAUCCAUGUCGUCGGCGUCGAAUGGCAACAAUCAAAUGUCCUCGGCUUCGCCAUGGGGCUAUGUUGCACCGCAGAUGCCCGGACUGGACGUGCACCAGCCGUUUGGCUCGCAGAACGCAUCUGGCAUGCGCCGCGUGCCCCGACCUCUGCAGCCUCCAACCGGCGCAAAACGGGAGGGCUCAGACAGCGGCAAGGACUCUCUCGGCAACUGGUCUCCCGAGAAUCCAUUCAGCUUUGAGAGUGCCCGAGCGUCGCCCGGGUUCAACGCGACUGGACCCAACAUUAUCCCCAGCCCUCAUGGGCAGUUCCAAAACGUCAGCAGUCAGAACAACAACGCCAACCAGAUCUCUGGCCUGUCAUCCUACACCGACAUGUCGUUGCCGAUCACGUCUCCGAACGACCAGCUCACGACGACGCUCCAGCAGAACAGCGCAGAGUUGUUCGGCUCGAACGGCGCCGAGUUUGGCACAGCCGUGGGUGACGGCUUCGACUUCACCAAUCUUGGCGUUCCUGGACCAGGGAAUAUGGACAUGGGGGCCUUCAACCCCUUCACGAUUACGCAGACCGGCGGCAAUGACGAAGGAAGCGGAUCGGAACCCGGUCCGGAUGACGAAACGACCUUCCUCAACUUCAUCCUUCACAAGUUCGCCAACAAUUCCGGAGAGCCCGUGUAA
Molecule: messenger RNA, 2937 nt
Organism: Trichosporon asahii var. asahii CBS 2479
Lineage: Eukaryota; Fungi; Basidiomycota; Tremellomycetes; Trichosporonales; Trichosporonaceae
Exons: 6
Coding region: 1-2937 (978 amino acids)
Biological process (GO): DNA-templated transcription
Molecular function (GO): zinc ion binding; DNA binding
Source: RefSeq, a predicted model, not a curated record